GCUGCUCGGGGCACAGCCUCCGCUCGCUGCCUGCUACCCUCUCUCUGGUGUCUGCAGCCGGCGGAAGGCGGCCGGGCCAAGCCGGGCCAAGCUGCAGCGCUGGCCUGCUGCCCGCCUCCUGCAAGUUCAUUGGGAAUGCGGAUCAUCCCCUUUUUAUCAGGGCUUUUUUAGGAAACCGAAACCAAGAACACAGACGUGCUUGGUCCCCGCCACCCUGCAGCUCAUCCCCCGGGGCUCCCUGAAACGCCAGCUCAGCUCCGCCAAGCUUAGCCUGCCAGGCCGGACCAGAGAGCGUAGGCGAGGUCAUUGCGCGAGGUCAGCGAGGAUCGAAGGGGCCGGGCUCCAUCCCGCUCCCAGCCAUUGGGCUCCGAGGACGCAGCGGUUUGGGCUGCUCGCGGCGGGCAGCUAGCUCCUGGCGCCCCGGCAAUGGCCAAGUGCUGCUUCUACGCGGUGGGGACGCUGUCCCUGCUCCUGCUGGUCUGCAGUGUCACGCUGCUCGUGGCCCGUGUGUUCCAGAAGGCUGUGGACCAAGCGAUUGAGCAGAACACUGUGUUAAAGAAUGGUACUGAGAUAUUUGACUCCUGGGAAAACCCGCCUCCUCCAAUAUAUAUGCAGUUCUAUUUCUUCAAUGUCACCAAUCCAGAUGAAAUCCUCCAAGGAGAGGACCCUCAUGUGGAAGAAGUGGGACCAUAUACCUAUAGGGAAUACCGACCUAGAGAGAAUAUUCGUUUUUGGGAUAAUGGGACAAAAAUAUCUGCAGUUAAUCCCAAGAGCUACAUUUUUCAAAGGAACCUAUCUGUUGGAGACCCUGAAGUUGACUUGAUCAGAACUUUAAAUAUUCCUGCCAUAACUGCUAUGGAGUGGACCAAAAUCAAUGUGCUGAAAGAGAUCCUGGAAGGACUACUAAAGACAUAUCAGCAAAAACUGUUUGUGACCCACACUGUGCACGAGCUACUAUGGGGCUACAAAGAUGAACUCUUCUCACUCAUUAGUAUUUUCAAACCAGAUAUCUCACCAUACUUUGGCUUAUUUUAUGGGAAAAAUGGAACUGAUGAUGGCGAUUAUCUUUUUCUAACCGGAGAAGACAAUUAUCUUAAUUUUACAAAGAUUCUUGAAUGGAAUGGGAGAAGGUCACUUAACUGGUGGACAUCAGAGAAAUGCAACAUGAUUAAUGGAACUGAUGGGAAUUCCUUUCAUCCAUUAAUAUCCAAAGAUGAACUACUUUAUGUUUUCGUCUCUGAUUUUUGCAGGUCAGUGUAUCUAACAUUCAGUGACAUUGGAAAUGUGGAAGAAAUCCCUUCCCUUCGGUUUACCCUACCACCCGAAAUGUUUGCCAAUAAUUCUGAUAACAGCUGCUUCUGUAUUCCAUCAGGAAAUUGUUUGGGUUCGGGUGUCCUGAAUGUCAGUAUCUGUAAGAAUGGUGCUCCCAUUUUUCUGUCUUCUCCACACUUCUACCAAGGAGAUGAGAAAUUUAUUUCAGCUAUAAAAGGCAUGAAUCCAAAUAAGGAAGACCAUGAAACAUUCAUGGAUGUCAACCCUCUGACUGGGAUUAUCCUAAGAGGAUCCAAGAGGUUACAGAUCAAUGUUCAUGUCCGACAAAUAGAUGGAUUUGAGGAAACUGGAAACAUCAAGAGUUUAGUUUUCCCAGUUAUGUAUCUAAAUGAGAGUGUUCUUAUCGAUAAAGAUUCUGCAACAAAACUCAAGUCCGUAAUAAACACCACUAUGGUCAUCACCAACAUCCCCUACAUCAUCAUGGCUCUGGGAGUACUCUUAGGUUUGAUCUUUACCUGGAUGGCAUGCAAAGGACAAGGGGCGACAGAAGAGGGCACUGCUGAUGAAAGAGCACCCCUCAUGAGGACCUGAGAUCUUCUCUACUAUUUGAGCUUGGUGAAUGAACUAUGCAAGCAGACAAAAUUCCAACCACUACUUCCUUGGGAAAGCAUCUUUGUGUUCAUCAACAAGUCAGUCAAUUAAGCAUUUAUUAAGUGCUUACUGUGUGCCAGCCACUGUGCUAAGUGUAGGGGAUUCAGACAUAAGCAAAAAGAAAAGAUAGCCCCAUCCCUCAAGGAGCUUACUUUCUAAUAAUCAGCUAAUUAAUUAAUUUGAUGCACUAUUGAUAUGGGGGGAAAUACAUCAUCAGUGUUCCAGCUGGCUGCUAAAUUACCUUUGAAGAACUGACUGACAAUGGCUGGUGACUAUACUUCUGAAAUCAUACAGCCCAUUGCAAGUUGCUUUGUGUUCAUGUUUGUGGCGGGCAUUUUAAAUAAAUACUCUAAGUAUUAAUGA
Molecule: messenger RNA, 2286 nt
Organism: Antechinus flavipes (yellow-footed antechinus)
Lineage: Eukaryota; Metazoa; Chordata; Mammalia; Dasyuromorphia; Dasyuridae
Gene: SCARB2
Product: scavenger receptor class B member 2
Exons: 12
Coding region: 427-1863 (478 amino acids)
Biological process (GO): receptor-mediated endocytosis; protein targeting to lysosome
Cellular component (GO): membrane; cytoplasm; lysosome
Molecular function (GO): scavenger receptor activity
Source: RefSeq, a predicted model, not a curated record